Nicrophorus vespilloides is the source of this 11662-nucleotide messenger RNA. RefSeq names its product dynein heavy chain 2, axonemal (gene kl-2). Lineage: Eukaryota; Metazoa; Arthropoda; Insecta; Coleoptera; Silphidae. The transcript is spliced from 33 exons. The record is from RefSeq and is a predicted model, not a curated record. Gene Ontology annotation, cellular component: dynein complex. Bases 32 to 11638 code for a protein of 3868 amino acids. Gene Ontology annotation, molecular function: minus-end-directed microtubule motor activity; dynein intermediate chain binding; ATP hydrolysis activity. Gene Ontology annotation, biological process: microtubule-based movement.
CUUGAAGAAGGUGCUGGAGGCGGCGCAUUGGAUGUCCCCUUGCAGCAUAUCCGAGGAAGUUUUCCUGCAGUACGAAUCUUUGAUUAGCUCCAUCGAUGAGCUUGUCUUGAACCUCUUCAGGAGGUUUAACGAGAACGUCGGUGAAGACGUUACCAAACGUUUGGAUAGGCCGUUGAUGUGUCGAAGCGCAUCACGACCCGGAUUGAUUGAAUGCAACAUGGAUAAGAAGUUGUUGCAAAUUUUUCAAGAGAUACGCUACUUCCUGGCCAUGAAAUACGAAGUUCCGUCCAACUGCAACUAUGUGUGGUCGAAGGUGACGUCCUUGAAGUUCAUUUUUGAGAACGUCGUGCAGGUUGUUCGAGAUUACAAUAAUUUGAUUGCGUCGUUGGGGGACGAGGAAAGGGUUUUGUUCAAACAGUUGAUUCUCAAUGUAGAAAAGAAGAUUAGUCCGGGACUAUCGAAGCUCACUUGGAAUACGGAUCUCGGAGAUGCUUACAUUGCGGAAUGCAGUGCUUGUACGUCUGAUCUACAAGAUUUCGUCACAGAUUACAAGACGUGCAAUUUGGAGAUUGUUGCUAUUUGCGAGAAGAUUUGCGAUUCUCCAAUUAUACACAUAUCCUCUGGAGUUUCCUACGACAUGGAUGUUCUCUUCAAUAUCAUCAACAAAUCUAGGGAGGAGACCAUUGAUAAAUUCAUAGAAUACUAUCAGCAGAUAAUUCGAUACUUGAUUGUGGUUUACGAAGGAUUUGAGCAAAAUAUACAAAAUAUGGCUGAGCAAUGGAUUAAAUACAUUAUCAAAUUUGAUAUUUUGAUGGAGGAAGCUCUUCGUGUAACAGUGAAGAACUCUUUGCAGCACGUGUACGAAACGCUUCACGGCGAUGGAGUUACAGGCCCAAAUCCUGUUUUGAAUCUAGAGACCCAUUUGAAACAUAACAAGAUCAACUUUGUGCCGACUUUAAGCAGCUUCGCCACUCACAUGGCCGACAUCCUACCAUCCAUCACAUUGAACCUAACCGCUGUGCCUAGGAUAUCAGAGAAGUUUCACAUUAAAAAUGCAAGAAUUCGGAGCUUUUCCGACCUCAUCAACAGCGACGCCGAAUGCAACAAGUUGCAAAAGCUAAUCAACAAAGAGGUUCAAUUGAACGUGGAUAAGAUGCGAGAGUACAUGCAGAUGUGGAUGCCGUUCCGAGACCUUUGGGAACUCAACAAAGAUCUUUUUAUUGACAUGUACGAGAAGGAGAACCCAACUGCAAGCCAAUUCGAUGCGAACAUUGGUCGAUACACGGAGCUCGCAAACAACGUUCAGAUUAUCGAGAACGUGACCAUAGUGUACUUCAUAAUCGUCGAUUGCAAUAACCUGAAGAAAUCCAUCAUUGAUCACUGUAUUAAAUGGCAAGAGAAGCUUACGGCGUUGCUGUUUAAAAUCACCAAGAGGAUGGUCAAUUGGAUAUACAAAUACACGAAAGAAAAUUCCGAAAAGGUGAUGGUGGUUCCGCAGAACUUGAAGGAAAUGCAGAAUGCGAUUCUAUUUUACGAGAGGUUGGUGGAUGAAGCGCCCAAGGAGGAGAAGGCAUUCGUUGAGAUUAUUGAGCAGACUGAAGUACUUGAUAAGUAUGGGAUGGAAAUACCGGAUGAGGUCAGGAAGAAUAUGAAAGGGAUACCGCAGAUUUGGGAAGCUUAUUUGCUGACGCUAGAAGAAGCUGAUAAGAUGAUCGAGUUUACUAAGAACGGAUUCAGAAAUAAUUUAUUGGAAGAAUCUGAGGAUAUCAAAAGAGAAGCGUGCAAUUUGUUGGAUACCUUCAUGACCACAGGACCAUUUAGUCAUGAUGUCAAGGUGUCAGAUGCUAAAAAUUUCCUGAAGAUGAUGAGAGAAAACAUAUCGAAACUACGCGAGAGAGAAGCUCUGGUUAAAGAGAAUUUGGGCAUCUUCGAAUUGAGUUUGAUGGAGUCUCAGGAUUUAAACGCACUGGAAAAAGAAAUGCUCACGCUUGAAAUCGUUUGGGGCUUAACAGAAGAAUGGGAUAUAGCUUGGAACAAGUAUAAAACUGGCGAAUUCUGGGGCAUCCAGACCGACGACAUGGAGGAGACUGCACAGACUCUGUUCAGGAAGUUGACGAAACUAGCACGAGAGUUGAAAGAGAAAAAUUGGUCUAUUGUUGAGCAUACCAGACAAAGGGUGGAUGCGUUCAGAAGAACUUUACCUUUGAUUGGAGAUUUGAAGAACCCUGCGAUGCGACCCAGGCAUUGGGAUCGUGUGCGUGCUGCGAUGUACGAAGACUUCGAUCAGAAUUCGCCAGCUUUUAAUCUGGAAGCUAUUUUAGCUAUGAGGAUGAUUGAUUACGCUGAGCAAAUCAAUGAAAUCUCCAAUGCGGCAACCAUGGAGUUGCUUAUCGAAAAGGGUAUCAAAGCUAUUGCGGAUACUUGGAAGCUUGUUACUAUCGAGAUGGCACCUUACAAAGGAUUCUUUAGAAUCAAAUCAGUCGAUGAUUGUUUCCAAAUGUUGGAGGAUAACAUGAUGCAACUGUCAACGAUGAAGAGCACUAGGUUUGUGGAGCCGUUUGCUAAAGAAGUGGAUAUGUGGGAAAGGCGUUUAUCGUACAUUAUGGAAACUUUGGAAACUGCCUUGAACGUACAAAGACAAUGGCUCUAUUUAGAGAAUAUAUUUGGAGGCGAGGAUAUUAGGAGGCAAAUGCCUAAAGAAACUUUAGAAUUUGAUGGUUUGACUGACGAUUGGAAGGAGAUUUCAACGAGAAUGGCAGGAGGAAAAAACGCUAUGCGUUGCGUUACAUUUAUUCCUGCGCCGCAACUACUGAACAAGUUGAACAAGAUGAACGAUAAGCUGGAGCUGAUCCAAAGAGCACUCGAGUUGUAUCUGGAGACGAAACGACACGUCUUUCCACGCUUCUACUUCAUAUCCAACGACGAUAUGUUGGAGAUCUUGGGCAACGCUAAAAAACCAGAAGCAGUUCAGCCGCACUUCAAGAAAUUGUUCGACAAUCUGAACAAACUGAAGCUGCAGAAGAAUGCGAUCACCAUGAAAUCUGAAGCAAUCGGCAUGAUUUCUGAAGAUGGAGAGUAUAUGGAGUUCACCAAGAUGGUAAUCAUCGAUGGUCAGGUAGAAAACUGGCUGAACGAUGUGGAGUCGAUGAUGAGGUUCACUCUGAAAACAGAGUUUAAACCUUGCAGAGCUGCGCUUCGUAAAAUGCUGAGCAAGAGAGAUAAAUGGUUGUUAUCCUAUUGUGGACAGCUGUGCAAUGCUUGCAGCCAAAUGCAAUGGACUACUGAUUGUACUCGAGCUCUGGUGCACUGCAAGCUCACGGAAAGUAAGAAACCUUUAAAGAGGUUGCGGAAAAAGCAAAAUAGGAUUUUGCUGAAGCUUUCGGAAUUGAGCAGAAGAGAAUUGCCUAAGUUGCAAAGAUUGAAAGCAAAUACACUGAUCACCAUAGAGAUUCACUCCAGGGAUGUCAUUGAUAGGAUGUACAGAGCAAAUUGUAUGGAUACUGGUGCAUUCGAAUGGUUUUCUCAAUUGCGUUUCUAUUGGGACAGAGAAAUAGACGAUUGCAUAAUCAGACAGACCAACACCCAUUUUCUGUAUGGAUACGAAUACAAUGGGAAUUCAGGACGCUUGGUUAUAACACCUCUAACGGAUAGAUGUUAUAUAACUCUGACAACCGCUUUGCAUUUAUUCCGCGGUGGAAGCCCGAAAGGUCCUGCAGGUACAGGAAAAACGGAAACUGUGAAAGAUUUGGGCAAAGCUAUGGGUAUGUGGGUGAUAGUUAAUAACUGCUCCGAAGGGCUGGACUUCAAGAGUAUGGGCAAAUGCUUUUCGGGAUUGGCUCAAACCGGUGCUUGGGGAUGCUUCGACGAGUUCAACAGAAUCAACAUUGAGGUCUUAUCUGUUGUUGCACAACAGAUUAUGUGCAUCCUAGCAGCUAUUUCACAAAGAGUAAAGACCUUUAUAUUCGAAGGAAUUGAGAUUAAUUUGAAACACAGCUGCGGUAUUUUUAUAACUAUGAAUCCUGGUUAUGCAGGAAGAACUGAACUUCCGGAUAACGUAAAGUCUAUGUUCAGACCAAUUUCGAUGAUGGUUCCGGAUAGUGUUAUUAUUGCAGAAAAUACGUUAUUCAGCGAUGGAUUUCAGAACGCUCGAGUUCUUGCAAAGAAGGUAUUCACUCUGUAUCAAUUAUCAAUUCGUCAAUUGAGUAAACAAGACCAUUACGAUUUUGGUCUGAGAUCAAUGGUUGCCUUGCUGAGAUAUGCAGGUAAAAAGAGGAGACAACUGUCGCAUCUUCCCGAAGAGGAAAUAGUUUAUCUUGCAAUGAAAGAUAUGAAUAUUGCCAAGCUGACUGCCGACGAUCUUCCACUUUUCAAUGGAAUCAUGUCUGACAUUUUCCCUGGGAUAUCUCUUCCAUCCGUUGAUUAUGAAGAUAUGAAUGCUGCAAUCUCGGGCCACUUGAAGGAGAACGGAUUGCAGUGCAUUGCCACAGCCUUGACCAAAGUGAUCCAGCUCUACGAAACAAAGAAUUCACGACACUCAGUCAUGAUUUUGGGACGGACUGGUACCGCCAAAACUGUUACGUGGAAAGCUUUGCAGGGUUGCAUGGGUCGACUGAAAAGGGCAGGAAAGCCAGGUUUUCAAGUCGUUCACGAAUAUCCCAUCAAUCCGAAAGCCUUGAAUCUUGCUGAACUGUAUGGGGAAUAUAAUCUGAGCACCAACGAAUGGCUCGACGGAGUUAUAAGUUCUAUCAUGAGAAUUACUUGCGCAGAGGAAAGUCCCGAUGAGAAGUGGAUUUUAUUUGAUGGACCCGUUGAUGCUGUGUGGAUUGAAAACAUGAACAGCGUGAUGGAUGAUAACAAAGUGUUGACUCUGAUCAACAGUGAUCGUAUAACAAUGCCGGAACAGGUAUCGCUUCUAUUUGAAGUUGGUGAUCUUACUGUAGCUUCACCAGCAACAGUUAGCAGAUGCGGUAUGGUUUACAAUGAUUACAAGGACUGGGGAUGGCAACCUUUUGUAACCUCCUGGUUACAAAAGGUCGAAAAUAGAGGGAAAGAUUAUAUUACCUUGAUGAAAUAUUAUUUCAAUUAUUAUUUAAAUACUAUCUUGGAAUUUAAACGGCUGAAUUGUCAAGAGACCAUCGUAACUUCUGAACUGAAUUUGGUGGUUUCAUUUUGCAAAUUACUUGAGAUGUUUGCCACUAAAGAGAAUGGCAUUGAUAUUACGAACGAGGAGACGUUCGAAGAUAUGAUUAAAAUAUGGUUUUUAUUUUGUAUGAUUUGGUCAGUUUGCGGAACAGUGGAUGAGAACGGUCGUAGGAAGAUGGACACGUUCAUUAGAGAAAAGGAAGGAGUGUUUCCAUUGAAGGACACUAUUUACGAGUACUACGUUGACAUCAAGAAUAAGUGCUUUGCUCCUUGGGAGGAGAAGCUCAACAUGUCUUGGCGUUAUGAUGAGGGGUUGCCUUAUCACAAAAUAGUAGUCCCGACUAUUGAUACUGUACGAUAUGAAUAUUUAAUAAGCGCUCUUCUGGAUAAAGGCUAUCCAGUUUUAUUGACUGGACCAGUUGGGACUGGUAAAACUUCUUCUGCUCAAAGUGUUUUAAAUUCAAUGGAUAAAGAUAAAUACGUUAUAUUAAAUAUCAAUAUGUCCGCUCAGACAACUUCUCUCAACGUACAAGAAGCAAUUGAGAGUAGAACAGAGAAGAGAACGAAAAAUUCGUACGCUCCACCCGGUGGAAAGUUUAUGAUUACUUUCAUGGACGAUUUAAAUAUGCCAGCUAAGGAGACUUACGGAUCACAACCACCUCUGGAACUGUUGCGUCAGUGGAUUGACUACGGCUUCUGGUAUGACAGGCAAAAGCAAUGGAGGAAAUAUGUACAAAAUAUGUUGGUGAUGGCUGGUAUGGGACCACCUGGAGGUGGAAGAAAUGUAAUUUCGCAGAGACUACAGAGUAAAUUCAACCUGAUAAACAUGACUUUUCCGGCGGAAGCUACGAUAUUCCGGAUAUUCGGAACAAUGAUUAUGCAGCACACUUUAGAUUUUAUCGACGAAGUGAAAUCUAUAGCUAGGAACAUUACGAAUGCCACCAUUGAACUAUAUGAUAAUGUUAUCAAUAAGAUGUUGCCGACGCCUACUAAGAUCCAUUACCUGUUCAAUCUCAGGGAUAUUUCUAAGGUGUUUCAGGGAUUACUGCGCUCUCACAAAGAUAUAGGAAAUAACAAACCAUUCAUGCUCAAACUGUGGAUACACGAAUGCAUUCGCGUGUUCUACGAUCGAUUAAUUGAUGAAAAGGAUCGUGAAUGGUUUUUGAAUCAAUUAAAUGAACAACUUGGAAGACAUUUUGAGCUCACGUUCCACGCGAUCUGCACGAAUCGCGAGAUUCCUAUGUUUGGAGAUUUCAUACAUGCGUUCAGUCUGUACGAUGAUUUGAAUGAUUUAACUGUGGUGAGGAAACACCUAGAGGUGCAGAUGGAGGAGUAUAACGCUAGUCCGAACGUGGUGCGAAUGGAUUUGGUGCUAUUUAAGGAUGCCAUAGACCACAUCUGCAGAAUUGUCAGAGUCGUUUCCCAGCAACGAGGAAAUAUGCUUCUGGUGGGUAUCGGAGGAAGCGGAAGACAGUCGGUGUCGAGGAUUGCUGCGUACCUGGCCGAACUCUCGACGUUCCAGAUUACUGUGACACGAUCAUACAAAGUAGUCGAAUUUAAAGAGGAUCUGAAGAAGCUGUUUUCUUUGUCAGGCGUCGAUGGAAGGCCGACGUCGUUUCUCUUCAACGACACGCAAGUUACGGACGAAGGUUUCUUGGAAAUCAUCAACAACAUGUUGAGCACCGGCGAAGUUGCCAAUCUUUAUAAAACGGACGAGUUUGAAGAAAUCAAAGCGAAGCUGUACAAGGCAGCUGUAAAGGCGGGAAUCGUCCAAACGAACGAAGGCUACUAUAAUUUUCUGAUUCAACGAAUCCGUACUAAUCUGCACAUCAUCCUCUGCAUGAGUCCCAUCGGUGAAGCCUUUCGAAACAGAUUGAGACAAUAUCCAGGAUUGAUAAAUUGCACGACCAUCGAUUGGUUUUGCGAUUGGCCUGUUGCGGCCCUUCUGGAAGUUGCCCAUAAGUAUAUAGCUGAUGUUAAUUUCGUGGAAAGCAUAACUGGACAAGAACAGGAGAAACGUCGCGAUUCGUUGGUGUUUUCGACGCAGGAUAGACUGUUGCAGGCAGUGGCUACAAUUUUUGCAACAAUUCAUGCUUCCGUUGGAAAGUAUGCAAAGAGGAUGGCUUCGGAACUGAAGAGGCACUGUUACGUAACGCCUGUAAAUUACAUUGAGCUAGUCGCCGGAUUCAAAAUAAUGCUUGAUCACAAACGCAGGGAGACUGCUUCAGAGGCAAACAAACUGCGCAACGGUUUGUGGAAGAUCGAGGAUUGCAGAAUCAAGGUAGAAACGAUGUCGGCCGAGUUGGCUGACGCUCAAAUCCAGGUCAACCAGUACCAGGAAGAGUGCGAGGAGUAUAUGGUCAUCAUUGUGCAACAGCAGAAAGAAGCCGACGAACAGGCUAAAGAAGUUGAGGUGACGAGGAUAAAGAUCUCAGAGGAGGAGGUUGUAUGCAAAAAACUAGCGGAUGUUGCGCAAGCUGAUCUUGACCAAGCAAUGCCUGCACUAGAGGAAGCAAUAAGGGCUUUGGAUUCGCUCAAUAAGAAAGAUAUCAGUGAGAUGAAAUCUUACUCAAAGCCUCCUCAGAAGGUGGAGAUGGUCAUGGAAGCUGUCAUGAUUUUAAAGCAGCUGGAGCCUACGUGGACAGAGGCCAAGAGGCAACUAGGAGAGCAAAAGUUCUUGGAUGAUUUACGAGAAUUUGAUAAGAAUCACAUAAGCGAGAAGACGUUGAAGAAAAUCAACGUAUACACAACUAAUGAUGAGUUUGUACCGGAUAAAAUUGGAGUGGUGUCUUUGGCUGCUAAAUCUCUUUGCAUGUGGGUUAUUGCAAUAGAGAAAUAUGCAAAAGUUUGGAAGUAUGUUGCACCUAAGCAGGCCAAGUUGGAUGAUGCCAAAGCGUCUCUUGCAGAAAAACAGAGACUUCUGGCGGAGGCUCAAGCUAAGCUUGAUGAGUUGCAGAGGAAAUUGGAGGAACUGCAAGCCGCUUACGAGGAUAAAGUUAAGUUGAAGGAGGAGUUAAAUAAGAAGGCUGAAUUAUUGCGUAUUAAAUUGGAAAGGGCUUCAAUGUUGGUGGAAAAUCUUGGAGGAGAGAAGAUUCGUUGGGAGAAUACCGUUGCUAAUUUAGAUACUAUAUUCGAGUGGUUACCAGGAGAUUGCCUCUUGGGCACAGCUUUCGUCUCAUAUUUAGGUCCAUUCGUCUCGAAUUAUCGAGACGACAUGAUUAAGUACUGGAUUCAACAAAUUAUAGAAUUGGAUAUUCCUUCGAAUCCCGAUUUUGAAAUCAUCAAAUUCCUAACUGAUCCCACCAGUAUUCGAGAAUGGAUAAUUCAAGGCUUGCCGUCUGAUGACUUUAGUACAGAAAACGGUAUAAUCGUGGUCAGAGGUACUCGGUGGCCUUUGGUUAUAGAUCCACAGUGUCAAGCGCAGAAAUGGAUAAAGGCUAUGGAAAUGGUCAACGAACUAAAAGUUAUUGAUUUUGGUAUGCCAGAUUUUAUGAAGAUCGUAGAGCAAUCAGUGCAACUAGGUAGGCCAGUGCUUCUUCAAAACAUUAGUGAAACCAUGGAUCCAUCGUUAAAUCCUAUUUUGGAUAAGGCCGUGGUUAAGCAGGGUGGAAUGAUGAUGAUCAAACUGGACGAUCGAAUGGUAUCGUACGAUGAACAUUUCCGGUUUUUCAUUACGACAAAAUUGAACAAUCCUCAUUAUCCGCCGGAAAUUUCUACAAAGACCACUCUGGUGAAUUUCGCUAUUAAGCAAAAAGGUUUAGAAGCUCAAUUGUUGGGUAUAAUUGUGCGAAAGGAAAAGCCGCAGUUGGAAGAGCAGAAAGAUGACAUGGUUACUAGCAUUGCUAAGGGUAAGAGAACGUUGAUUGAAUUGGAAAACGAUUUGUUGAGAUUGCUAAACGAGACGCGAGGAUCUUUGUUGGAGGACGCAGAUUUGUUCAAUACAUUGCAAACAUCCAAGCAAACAUCCAUCACUGUGCAAAAAAAUUUAGAGAUUUCGGAGGAAACCGAAGUGGAAAUUGAUGCAGCCAGAGAAGGUUACAGAUCGUGCGCUGAAAGAGCUUCAAUUCUCUUCUUUGUUCUGAACGAUAUGGGACAAAUUGAUCCGAUGUACCAAUUUGCCUUGGAUGCUUACGUAUUCUUGUUUACUCAAUCCAUCGAUCGUAGCACAAAGUCGCAGAUUUUGGAUGAGAGGAUCGAAAUAUUGAACGAGUUUCAUACCUACGCUGUAUACAAAAAUACUUGUAGGGCAAUUUUCGAGCGGCAUAAGUUAUUGUUCUCCUUCCACAUGUGUAUCAAAAUUUUGGAAGGACAAGGCAAAAUUAUCUCUGCGGAAUACAACUUCUUGCUUAAAGGCGGAGUCGUUUUGGAUAGAGAGAAUCAAGUUGAUAAUCCUUGUUCAUGGAUGGAUGGUACCUCUUGGGAUAAUAUUACGGAAAUGGAUAAAGUUGGAGGUUUCCAUGGGGUCGUGACUACCUUCGAGCAGUUUCCAAGGGAUUGGUACCAAUGGUACAUACACACCGAACCUGAAACACAACCUUUGUUAGGCGAAUGGGAGGAUAUUUGUAGUGAAUUCCAAAAAAUGUUGUUCAUUCGUUCUUUGAGAAUGGAUCGCAUUUCAUUUUGUGUAUCUACUUUCAUUGUUAAUCAACUGGGCAGUAGAUUUGUGGAGCCUCCUGUUCUGGAUGUUAAGCAAGUUUUGCAGGAAUCCGUAGCUCAAACACCGCUCAUUUUUGUCUUAUCGCCGGGCGUGGAUCCGACUAAUUCUUUGGUACAAUUGGCCGAAACGUCCAAGAUGACUUCGCGAUUUCACGCUUUGAGUUUGGGACAAGGGCAGGCUCCAAUUGCUACCAGGAUGUUAGCCACUGGUGCCAAAGAGGGUAAUUGGGUGUUCUUAGCCAAUUGCCAUUUAUCUUUGAGCUGGAUGCCCAAAUUGGAUAAAAUCGUGGAAACUCUGCAAAUUGGCAAAGUGAAUCCCAAGUUUCGUUUAUGGUUAAGCUCCAGUCCUCAUCCGGAAUUUCCCAUAUCAAUAUUACAAGCUGCAAUUAAAAUGACAACGGAACCACCUAGAGGUAUCAAAGCAAAUUUGAAGCGGCUUUAUCAGAUAGUGACGGAGGAGCAAUUCAAUUUGUGCCACAGCAAGGAGAAAUACAAGAAGUUAUUGUUCUCGCUGUGCUUUUUCCACUCCGUACUGUUGGAGAGGAAGAAGUUCCAGGAGCUUGGUUGGAACGUUGUGUACAGUUUCAACGAUUCCGACUUUGAGGUAUCCGAAAAUUUGCUGACGAUUUACUUGGAUGAAUACCAGAAUAUAACACCUUGGGAUGCGUUGAAGUAUUUGAUAGCUGGGGUGAACUACGGUGGACACGUAACCGACGAUUGGGAUAGAAGGGUGCUCCUGACUUACAUAAACCAUUAUUUCUGCGAGGAUGCUUUAAACACUCCACUGUACAGGCUAUCCUCGCUCGGUACUUAUUAUAUACCUCGCGACGGGUCGCUGCAAUCCUACCAGGAUUACAUAACACUUUUGCCCAAUGUGGAUAGACCAGAAGCUUUCGGACAGCAUCCGAAUGCCGAUAUAACAUCUCUGAUCUCAGAGACUAGGUCACUUUUCGGAACACUCAUGUCUCUACAAGUUCAAGCGUCUGGCAGUGAGGAAGAGAGCAAAGAAGAAAAGGUUUCUCAAUUGGCGUCAGAUGUUUUGUCGAAAAUACCAGAACCAAUUGACUACGAGAACACGGAGAAAUUAAUGGGGCCUAUGAAGUCACCAUUGGAUGUUGUGUUGCUGCAAGAAAUUUCUAGGUACAAUGUUUUGCUUAUACAAAUUCGAAUAUCUUUGGACGAACUUCAAAAGGGAAUAAAAGGGUUAGUUGUUAUGUCCACUGAGCUUGAGGAAAUAUUUACAUGCUUCUACGAUGGUCGUGUGCCUUCGUCGUGGUUAAAAGCUUAUCCAUCGCUGAAGCUGCUAGGUUCGUGGACCAGAGAUCUGAUACGAAGAAUUGAUCAUUUCGAAACAUGGGCUGAGACCACUCACCCUCCGUUGCUUUUCUGGUUGGCAUCUUAUACCUUUCCAACAGGUUUCCUAACUGCAGUCCUACAGACGACCGCUCGAAUGAUGGAAGUGCCCAUCGAUACUCUGAAUUGGGAAUUCACAGUUUUGACUACCGAUGAUAAUUCUGUGCAACUUAGACCAGACGUCGGUGUCUAUGUGCGAGGCUUAUUCUUGGAAGGCGCCGGAUGGGAUAAGAAGAAUUCUUGUCUGAUCGAACCACAGCCAAUGCAAUUGGUCUGCCCGAUGCCACUGAUUCACUUCAAACCUAUAGAACAGCUCAAAAAGAAAACCAAAGGAUUGUAUUCGAGUCCUUGCUACUAUUACCCAAUCAGAACCGGUACACAAGGAUGGCCAUCGUUCGUCGUUGCCGUGGAUCUGAAGAGCGGAGUGGAGCACUCCGAUUUUUGGGUGAAGAGGGGAACGGCCCUUCUUCUAAGUUUAUCAACUUAAUUUGAUUGGACGUUCAUAAGUAAU